Vicia villosa (hairy vetch) is the source of this 2311-nucleotide messenger RNA. RefSeq names its product BRAP2 RING ZnF UBP domain-containing protein 2-like. The transcript has 5 exons. The record is from RefSeq and is a predicted model, not a curated record. Gene Ontology annotation, cellular component: cytoplasm. Bases 427 to 720 code for a protein of 97 amino acids. Gene Ontology annotation, biological process: protein ubiquitination; Ras protein signal transduction. Gene Ontology annotation, molecular function: zinc ion binding; ubiquitin protein ligase activity. Lineage: Eukaryota; Viridiplantae; Streptophyta; Magnoliopsida; Fabales; Fabaceae.
UUUUCCCAACUUUUAUUUUUCUAAAAAAUAUUUUUCAAUUGAAACUUUGAGCAAGUUUCUUCUACCCUGUGACCUAGGUAUCGUUGAUUCACCACAACCCACCCUUUGCCCACUACGAUCAACGGCCUGGUGUGUUGACCCUGGCACCGAGUAAAUCUCUUCCAUUCUCAACUUUUGUUUUCAAUUUCUCUUCCGGUAACCCUGGAAUCGAAGAAACUCGCGGCCUCAUGCACUUCUUCCCCGAGGAAUCUCCUCCUUCUCUCCUGGUUUGACGGAAACCACUGGCACGUGUUCUAGGAGUAUCAAAUCACAUGCCAUACGCCAAUUUCUGCCAAUUCUGUGGUUCGUUUAUUCAACAUAUUCUUGAAAUGUAUAUUGUGAGAAUGGAUUCAAUGGAAGAUCUCUAUAGUGUUUUGAUUUUCUUCGAUGAACAAAAAUCCACAGACGCGUUCUACACUCAUUAUAAUGGUUGAAGUUUCUCAUCUCUCGAGGUUGAGGUGUCGUGUUGUUUUUACAUUAGAUGUGCAGUAUACUGGCUCGAUUGAACUUGCACAACCUUCCAAUGUCACUUCAACUGAACACCAACAUGUUCAGUUUACCUUGGUAUGUCACCAUUGCCAACAGCAAGCUGAAAAAUCUAUAUGUUUCAUUUGUCAAAGUCAAACCACUGAGAACCUUUGGAUAUGUGUUAUAUGUGGUUUUGUUGGUUGUGGAAGAUAGUGAAGAAAUACACUGAGUUGCUUGCUACUCAACUUGGAAAUCAAAAAUUGGUGAGUGUAUUCCACUUGCCAUUUGCCGUAUAUCUGCCUAGAUUUCCUCCUGUCUUGUACAGAUUUUAAAUUAUCAUUCAAAACUGUUUAAGUGUAGUAUUUUGAAUCCUUACUUUGACAAGUAGAACACGAAACUGAAGGAAAAAUUUAUGUAGCUGUUCAAAAGGCUGCGAGUCUAAAUAGAAAAAGGUUCAGUCCAAGGUUGAUAGAUGUAACAAAGAGAAGAAGUUUUUGGAUGAGGUAAGUUUAAUUCAUGCUUGACUUGUUCUAUUAUCUUUUUCUUGGCCAUAUGAACAUAUUGGUAGGUUUUAUUUAUACGAAUGGCGUGUAUUGUUGAUUUGUAAAUCUAUAUCUUUUAUGAUUAAUUAAUAUAUUGUUUAAAAAUGUUUUAUAUCUUGUUCCUGUUUAUAUUAAUCAUGUAUCAAUCAUAUGAAUAUCUUGCUGAUUUGUUGCCUUGUGAAUCAUAUGAUUAACUUCUUAGUUAAUAUCACCUAUCUAACUGAAACACAUUUGAGAUUAGCCCUUCACUUAAUAAUAUGCAAAAAGAAAUUGUUCUAUACUGUAUGGCAAUGAAGAUCAACAUCUCUUAGGAACUAUCACUUUAGAGUCUUGAGUAAACAAAAUAUUUUUGUUGUAAACUUAAUAUACACGUUCAUAAUUGAAGCUUCAGUUCUGUCUUCCCUUAUAAAUAAAACAGAAUCCUUAUAAUUGAAGCUUCUAUUAUAUUUUCUUUUAACAAAUAAGACAAAAGUUUCUAGUGAGUCUUAAUUAACAAAGUUUUAGCUUAUGCAUUUAGAAAAUGUAAAUGACUAUCUGACAUGUAUCUGAUCGACAUUGUAAAUGACUAGCAGAUGUUGUAACUUGAAACCAUCCUGCUAAAGUCUAAUAAUUUUUAUUGUACUAUUCAUUUGCUACAAGAAACUAUCUUGCUUUAGUCUAACAAUUUUUAUUGCAUUCAUUUGCUCCAAGAAACUAUCGAGGCUCAAUUUUUCUAGUUACUUUAUAGCAGUACAAAACUAAUAAUGACUAUUAUACUAAACAUAUAAAAUAAUGUUACAUCAUCUCUACUAUAUAUCAUGCUACAUAUAUUGUCAUAUUGUUUUUUUUUUAUAUUUAAAGAGUAAUGAUUUUAAAUUAAUUUUGUCUAUGAUAUUGACAUCAAGAAAACUUCACGAUGUCGACAAUUUUCUUACUUUUAAAUUGUAGUUGUACAAUACAAUUAAAACUAAAUAUAAAUGCAAGUGAAUCUCUCACCUAUAGUAGCCUAUGUUUAAAUCUAAAUAUAAAUGCAAGUGAAUCCCUCACCUAUAGCAGCCUAAGUUUAUUACUAUAUAUAAAUGCAAUAGAAUCCUUCACCUAUAGUAUUGUCGCCAUCACUUUUAUAUAAUAAUAAUAAUAAUAAUAAUAAUAAUAAUAAUAAUAAUAAUAAUAAUAUUAAUAAUAAUAAUAAUAAUAGUAAUAAUAAUAAUAAUAAUAAUAAUAAUAAUAAUAAGGAUUAAAUAUGUUUUUGUCCCUUAUAAAUAUUUCAAUUUUGCCUUUUA